AUGGAGUUUCUUCUGUUUGCCGCGAUGUUUCUUGGAGUCUGUUUUCCUUUCUUUCUUUCUUUCUUUCUUUCUUUCUUUCUUUCUUUCUUUCUUUCUUUCGUGUGUUCGCUCGUUCGGUCUUUCUUUCCUUCGUUCAUCCAUUCUUUUUUCUUUCGUUCGUUCGUUCUUUCUUUUUAUCGUGUGUUCUUUCUUUUGUUUGUAGCUUCUUUCUUUCUUUCUUUCUUUCUUUCUUUCUUUCUUUCUUUCUUUUCCUUCCCUUCGUCUUCUUUAUUUGUUUUUUCCUUUUGCAACCUUUCGUCUUCCCUUCUUAGCAUUUUAUAUGCUUCCGUUUCUUUCUUUCUUUCUUUCUUUCUUUCUUUCUUUCUUUCUUUCUUUUCCUUCCCUUCGUCUUCUUUCUUUGUUUUUUCCUUUUGCAACCUUUCGUCUUCCCUUCUUAAGCAUUUUAUAUGCUUCCGUUUCUUUCUUUCUUUCUUUCUUUCUUUCUUUCUUUCUUUCUUUCUUUCUUUUCCCUCCCUUCGUCGGCUUUAUUUGUUUUUUCCUUUUGCGACCGUUCGUCUUCCCUUCUUAAGCAUUUUAUAUGCUUCCGUUUCUUUCUUCUUUCUUUCUUUCUUUCUUUCUUUCUUUCUUUCUUUCUUUUCCCUCCUUCCAUUUUUAUAUGCUUGGUUUUUUUCUUCUUUCUUUCUUUCUUUCUUUCUUUCUUUUUCUCCUUCGUCUUCUUUUAACAAUUUUUUCUUUUUGCGACCUUUCGUCUUCCUUCUUAAGCAUUUUUAUGCUUCGUUUCUUUUCUUCUUUUCUUUCUUUCUUUCUUUCUUUCUUUCUUUUCUCUCCCUUCGUCUUCUUUAUUUGUUUUUUUCUUUUGCGACCUUUCGUCUUCCCUUCUUAAGCAUUUUAUAUGCUUCCGUUUCUUUCUUUCUUUCUUUUUCACCCCUUUGUCUUUCAUUCUUUUUCCUUCUUUGUUUUUCAUCCAUUAUCAUCACUUAUCUAUCAGUCAGUUCCUCUCUUCAUUUCUUACAACUUAUUUGCUUUUAUUUCAUUUGUUUUUCUUUCUUUUCUCAGCCUGUUUCUCAUACAGUCAGCUUUACUCAAAUAUCCAAUCAUUUCCUAGAAUCCUUCUUUCGUCUCUUUUUCAUAUUUUUUUCUUUCUUUUUCAUCAUUUUCAUUCUUUCUUUCAUUCUUGCUUUUUCUUUUCUUUUCUUUCUUUCUUUCUUUUUCUUUUCUUUUCUUUUCUUUCUUUCUUUUCUUUUCUUUUAUUUCUUUCUUUUUUUUUUUUUCUUUAUUUUCUUUUUUCUUUUCUUUUCUUUUUUCUUUCUUUCUUUUUUUUCUUUUCUUUCUUUCUUUUUUUUUUUUUUUUUUUUUUUUUUUUUAAAUUUCUUAAACAAAUUCUUUUUUUUUUUUUUAUUUUUUUUUUCUUUUUUUUCUUUUUUCUUUUUUUUUCUUUUUAUUUCUUUCUUUUCUUUCUUUUUUUUCUUUUUUUUCUUUUCUUUCUUUCUUUUUUUUUUUUUUUCUUAA
Messenger RNA from Acanthosepion pharaonis, 1509 nucleotides. Lineage: Eukaryota; Metazoa; Mollusca; Cephalopoda; Sepiida; Sepiidae. The record is from the annotation of a GenBank genome assembly.